Rhea pennata is the source of this 1736-nucleotide messenger RNA. It is a transcript of the gene EDAR, whose product is annotated as ectodysplasin A receptor. The record is from RefSeq and is a predicted model, not a curated record. The transcript is spliced from 11 exons. Lineage: Eukaryota; Metazoa; Chordata; Aves; Rheiformes; Rheidae. Bases 1 to 1344 code for a protein of 447 amino acids. Gene Ontology annotation, molecular function: signaling receptor activity. Gene Ontology annotation, cellular component: plasma membrane. Gene Ontology annotation, biological process: positive regulation of canonical NF-kappaB signal transduction; positive regulation of JNK cascade.
AUGGCUCACCUGGGUGAACGUAAAUGGACUCACAUGUUCCCUUUUCUGGUGGUUUCCCUGGUGUACUCAGCAAGCGCUGAAUACUCCAACUGUGGUGAGAACGAAUACUACAACCAGACCACCGGCAUGUGCCACGACUGUCCCAAGUGUGAGCCAGGAGAGGAGCCUUAUAUGACAUGUGGAUAUGGCACCAAAGAUGAGGACUACGGCUGCAUUCCUUGCCCGUCCGAGAAGUUUUCCAGAGGGGGUUACCAAAUAUGCAGACGUCACAAAGACUGUGAGGGAUUUUUUCGAGCCACUGUCAUGACACCUGGUGAUCAAGAGAAUGAUGCAGAGUGUGGGCCUUGUCUCCCUGGUUACUACAUGCUGGAAAACAGACCUCGAAACAUCUACGGCAUGGUUUGCUAUUCAUGCUUGUUGGCACCUCCUAACACCAAGGAAUGUGCAGGGGCUACCUCUGGCAUUUCAGCCAUUUUCCCAAGUACCUCUGGCACAAGCACCUUCUCCCCUUACCAGCAUGCUCACAAAGAUCUUUCAGGGCAAGGACAUCUGGCUACAGCUCUUAUAAUUGCAAUGUCUACCAUAUUCAUAAUGGCUAUUGCUAUUGUCCUCAUCAUCAUGUUUUACAUUGUGAAAACAAAACCUUCUGCUCAAGCCUGUUGCAAGAGCCACUCUGUAAAAAAUGUUGAAGCUCAGGCCAACACACAAGAAGAGAAGAAAGAAGUGCAAGAUAAUGUUGUGAUAUUCUCUGAGAAAGAAGAGUUUGAAAAGCUUACAGCAACUCCAGCUAAAACUGCUAAAAGUGAAAAUGAUGCAUCUUCUGAGAAUGAACGACUUUUAAGUCGUAGUAUGGAUAGUGACGAAGAAGCUGCAGUCGACAAGCAGGGGACUCCAGAGAGGUGCUUGUUGUCUUUAGUGCAUUUGGCCAGAGAUAAAUCUUCUACAAACAGCAAAGCAACUGGGAUUCAAAGUCGAAGGAAGAAGAUACUUGAUGUGUAUGCUAACGUAUGCGACGUUGCAGAAGGUCUGAGCCCCACAGAGCUGCCAUUUGAUUGCCUGGAGAAGACCAGCCGAAUGCUCAGCUCGACGUACAACACAGAAAAAGCCAUCGUGAAAACGUGGCGCCACCUCGCCGAGAGCUUUGGACUGAAGCGAGAUGAAAUCGGUGGUAUGACGGAUGGCAUGCAGCUCUUUGACCGCAUCAGCACAGCGGGCUACAGCAUCCCUGAACUGCUAACCAAACUGGUGCAAAUCGAGCGGUUGGACGCCGUCGAAUCUUUGUGUGCAGAUAUUCUGGAGUGGGCACAAGCGAUGCCUGCUCCUGCACCAGUGGCAACAUCCUGACAUACUGGUCCGGGAUCUUCGCUGUCGCUCCGUCUGCAAGAACAGUGAUUCCAGAAAGCACCAUGUCAAAGACUUUGUCCGAAGACCAUUGUUUCUUCUGCAUAGCCGUUCCCCCACCCAACGGGAGGCUAUUGCCUUUUAUUUCCACAAAAGUGAAGUUAUGCCUAUAUGAAAACCAGAGUAGACAUCUCCCACAAAGCUUGGUAAGAACAUAUAAUUAAACAAAAUGGUUUUGUUAAACAGUUACCGAUAAUAAGUGGACACAAACAUCCCUUUUGCAGUCUGUCUGAGUAUAUGUGCAGCUAACCCUGCUGAUAUCCUUCCUGCCUGGCUUUCAAGAAAGCUUUGCUCAAUUCUGUAAUAGUUACAGUUGAAAACAGUGCUACAGCUAC